Messenger RNA from Aspergillus neoniger CBS 115656, 1043 nucleotides. RefSeq lists its product as uncharacterized. The transcript has 2 exons. Gene Ontology annotation, cellular component: nucleus; cytoplasm. The record is from RefSeq and is a predicted model, not a curated record. Lineage: Eukaryota; Fungi; Ascomycota; Eurotiomycetes; Eurotiales; Aspergillaceae. The coding region runs from base 121 to 945 and encodes 274 amino acids.
UCAGAACCGGUCACACAGAGGUCAAAUUUAUUUACUCUACCUGAAAUACAUGUUGACUGUCACUUUCCAUAUUUGCCCAAAUCAUAUAUCCCCCGUUGACACUGCAGCGCCCGGUUCACAAUGAGGUUUCUUUGCCUCCACGGCCAUGGCACCAAUUCUUCCAUACUCGAGGCGCAGCUAGAGCCCAUCAGAGCCUAUCUUCCGAGAAACUGGGAGUUCGAAUUCCUGGAUGGAGAAAUGGAGGCUGAACCGGCUCCUGGAAUCGAUGCAAUCUUCCCGGGACCCUAUUUUGGCUAUCAUGGUGAGCCAAUCCCCGACGACGUUCAGAAAGCAUACGACCUCGUGCUGGAGGUAGUCCGAGAAGAGGGCCCCUUUGACGGGGUGCUUGGUUUCUCCCAGGGAGCAGCCGUGGCCUCAACACUUCUUCUCAACCACGCCAGAACCGAUCCGACCGAAGAACUAUUCAAGGUGGGAGUCUUUAUAUCCACGACGAUGCCCUUCGACAUGGGAUCUGGCAAGUUGAAACUCACGUACGAGCCCACGCAACGAGAGCUGUCCGCCAUCCACCAGGACGCGGAGGGAAACGCAAUCGGAGAUGAUCACAUCGAUUGGAUGACGGAUGUUCGAUCGAAGGGAGUGAUUGAUGAGUUUGAGGCCCGACGACCGAUGGCUGCUAGCGCCAAAGAAGCAACGAGUGUCGAUGUCCUGCUGAGAUUUCAUCCAACCACACAUAUCCAGCGGAUCAACAUCCCGACUGCGCAUGUUAUUGGGGAGAAGGAUCAGUAUGCCGACCAUGGCAGGGCCCUCGUAGGAAUGUGUGAGCCGAGAUUGGCACAUGUGGUGACGCAUGACGGUGGCCACCAGCUUCCUAGAAGUACAUCUACGGUUGCAAAGGUGGCUGGCGCGAUUCAGAUGGCUGUUGAACAGAUGCAGUUCCAAACUUGAUGCUAUCAACUUGUGGCUUCUUACAAUAUUCAACCUUCAUUAUGAAGAAAAAUAUUUAUAUAAGAGGCGUUUGCAUCAAACCAUUCAGUAGUACAAAU